AUGCUCUUACACGAUUUGUUGCUAGCCGCAACUGCCUUGGCACCACUUAUUCCAUUGGCUGCCUGUGACGAUGACAGCACCAGUACCAUUACUGUCACCACUACCAUGACUCUUUUAACACCUGAACAAUCCGCUGCUCUUGCUGCUUCUGCUUCCUCUGCCGAGUCUGUUGUCAGUGCAGCUUCUGUCGCCAGUGCUGAGUAUGCUGCAAGUGUUGCUUCCGUCGCCUCUGCUGAGUCGGCUGCUAGUGUUGCAAGUGUUGCAAGUGUUGCUUCUGCUGCUAGUGCUGCUUCUGUCGCCUCUGCUGAGUCGGCCAUUGCUGCUGCAAGCUCUUUAUCCAGAGCCAGAGGAUUGCUUGCCAUCGCCUACGAGAAUACCACCUAUGCAAAUUCAACAACGACUUCAUAUGCAAACACUACCAGUGCUACGACCUCUUACGCUAACACAACCUACCACAACUACACGCACAGUCAAACUUUAACUUCAGAGUCUCUCACAACUAUUCCAGAAACCACUUCCACUUCUGCCUCUGAAAUUGCCACCUCUAAGGCUUCAUCUUCUUCUUCUGCUGGCGCUGCUGCUGCAUACCUACAGUCAUCUUUCAGCACAGUCGGUCUUGGAAUUGCUGGCUUUGUUAUGGCUGCCUUAUUGUGA
Molecule: messenger RNA, 654 nt
Organism: Brettanomyces nanus
Lineage: Eukaryota; Fungi; Ascomycota; Pichiomycetes; Pichiales; Pichiaceae
Exons: 1
Coding region: 1-654 (217 amino acids)
Source: RefSeq, a predicted model, not a curated record